AUGUUUCCCCUUCGAAGGUUCCUCGCAACAACAGCGAAGCCUCUUUUACAAGACGUGGUCAUUGUAGGCGGCGGCCCAGCAGGCCUUUCCCUCCUAGCUGCUCUUAAGAACAGUCCCACCACCAAACAUCUCAAAUGUACAUUGGUCGAGGCGCUGAAACUACAGCCGGUGCGUGACUUUGGCGAGGACCCCCCAGAAAACUUCCACAAUCGUAUCAUCUCGUUGACUCCGAAAUCGGUGCAGUUCAUGCAAGAGAAGUCGGGAAGUUGGGACUACCUUCACCAAGACAGAGUCAAGUUCUAUGAUAACAUGGUAGCGUACGAUUCGCAGGAUUCGGACGCACGGAUUCAUUUCGACGCAAGCAAUGUGAUUUUGGACCUGGGCGCCCUGUCGCAGAUUGCUGCCAUGUGCGAGGUGGUACAUAUCCAAGCGUCUUUGCUUCAGAAGAUCGAUGCGCUCAACGAAGAAUUACCCGAGGAGGACCAGGCCGUGGUGAUUGACGAGGCCAAAGUAGUCAAUAUCAUUGCAGGCAAUGCGUGUGACACCAUUGACGCUAAGAGUAACCCCCAAACUUCAUUGGACUGGCCUGUGGUUACUCUCAGCAAUGGCCAGGUUCUUCAAACCAGGCUCUUGGUGGGCGCAGAUGGCCAAAACUCACCGGUCAGAAACUACGCUGAAAUCGAGUCGCGUGGCUGGAGCUACGAUAGAUUUGGUGUUGUCGGCACCCUCAAGCUCCAAUUUAAUGAUUUCAGAGAUAUUGCAUGGCAGCGGUUCCUCACUACCGGGCCAUUGGCCAUUUUGCCUCUUCCUGAAGAUAACGCAACUUUUGUCUGGUCGAGUACCCCUGAGUUGGCUGAAAUCCUAGUGAAAGUCGACGAGAAGAUCUUCCCUCAGUUGUUGAAUGCUGCCAUGACCCUUGACGAGGUAGACUUGAACUACAUCUACAAAAUGUUGAAAGCAAACCCUGCAGAUAUGACUGUCCUUGAGGAAAUUGAAUGGCGCACCUCGCUUAUUCCAGAGGAGGAUUUGGACGAGAAGUUCCCCGUGCCAAUCAGUGAGCUCAUGCCUGGUAGUAGAGCAAGAUUCCCACUCAAAUUUCUCCACGCAGACACCUACAUUGCUCCAAGAGUGGCAUUGGUUGGUGAUGCAGCCCACACUGUACAUCCUUUGGCGGGUCAAGGUCUCAAUAUGGGCCAAACUGAUGUUGGCCUGUUGGUGGAUGCUUUGGAGACUGGCGUAGAUAGAGGCCUCGACAUUGGCUCGACAUUGGUGCUUGAGAAAUAUGUUGCCACAGCAUGGCCUAAUAACCACGCAUUGAUGGGCGUUUGCGACAAAUUACACAAGAUCUUUUCGACAGACGCCUUUCCUGUUGUCGCUCUUAGAGGGCUCGGCCUUAAGUCAUUGAACUAUUUUGAUGUGGUCAAGGAUAUAAUGGUCAAAGCAAUCAGUGGACGCUAA
Messenger RNA from Australozyma saopauloensis, 1458 nucleotides. RefSeq names its product putative N,N-dimethylaniline monooxygenase (gene COQ6). The transcript has a single exon. The record is from RefSeq and is a predicted model, not a curated record. Bases 1 to 1458 code for a protein of 485 amino acids. Gene Ontology annotation, cellular component: mitochondrion. Gene Ontology annotation, biological process: ubiquinone biosynthetic process. Lineage: Eukaryota; Fungi; Ascomycota; Pichiomycetes; Serinales; Metschnikowiaceae. Gene Ontology annotation, molecular function: 2-octaprenyl-6-methoxyphenol hydroxylase activity; oxidoreductase activity, acting on paired donors, with incorporation or reduction of molecular oxygen, NAD(P)H as one donor, and incorporation of one atom of oxygen; FAD binding.